AAAAAAAAAAAGCCGGCCGUGAUCGACGGCUCCUUUCUCCGUCACCCGGAGACAAAACCAUCCCGGGAUCGUUCCGAUCCCCCGGAGGAACCGCGGUCCCGCUCUUCCAGCCCACCUCGCGGGUGAGGCAGGGGCGGGUGCCUGCUCUCGCCGCCGCUUCCCCCCGGAGGAGGAGUCCCGGCCGGCCCAUCGCUCGGCCGAGAGAGAAGAUGACCCAGGCGGAGAAGGGGGAAACUGCUGCCGCUGCGGCGGCCGCAGAGAACGGGAAAGACAAAGAGCGCGACAAGGAGAAGGAGCAGCGCGGCGCCAAGAGACCCAUCGUCCCCGCCGCCGUCCCCGACUCGUUGCAAGAGCAAAUCCAGAGCAACUUCAUUAUUGUGAUACAUCCUGGCUCAAUGACUUUAAGGAUUGGAAGAGCCACAGAUACACUUCCUGUUAGCAUCCCUCACAUCAUUGCAAGAAGACAUAAACAACAAGGACAAAUCUCAUACAAAGACAGUUGGCUUCUAAGAGAAGGACUCAAUAAACCAGAAAGUACUGAACAAAGACAAAAUGGGCUUAAAAUGGUUGACCAAGCAAUAUGGUCUAAGAAGAUGUCAAAUGGUGCCAGACGUACACCUAUAUCACCUGAUCAGAUCCGAUCAUACAACAGACAAAUAAGACCUGCUAUUUUAGAUCACAACUCUGGGGCAAAAUGGACAAAUACUACUCAUCACCCAGAAUAUGUUGUUGGUGAAGAGGCAUUAUAUAUUAAUCCUCUGGACUGUUACAGUGUUCAUUGGCCUAUUCGGCGGGGACAGCUGAACCUUCACUUAGGACCUGGGGGUUCCCUUACUGCAGUCCUUGCUGAUCUUGAGGUCAUAUGGUCGCAUGCAAUUCAGAAAUAUCUAGAAAUAUCUCUGAAGGAUUUGAAGUAUUACAGAUGUAUUUUACUAAUUCCAGACAUCUAUAAUAAGCAGCAUGUGAAAGAAAUAGUAAAUAUGAUUCUCCUGAAAAUGGGCUUUUCAGGAAUAAUCGUGCAUCAAGAAUCUGUAUGUGCUACUUUUGGAAGUGGUUUAGGCAGUGCAUGUGUUGUUGAUGUGGGGGAUCAGAAGACAAGCAUCUGCUGCGUUGAAGAUGGGGUUUCACAUCAUAACACCAGGUUACGUCUUACAUAUGGUGGCUCUGACAUAUCAAGAUGUUUUUAUUGGCUUAUGCAGCGAGCUGGGUUUCCUUAUAGAGAUUGCCAGCUAGUUAAGAAGACAGACUGUCUUCUUCUCCAACACUUAAAAGAAACAUUUUGCCAUUUAGACCAGGAUUUAUCUGGACUGAAAGAUCAUGAGUUUCAAGUCCGUCACCCAGAUUCCCCAGCUUUGUUGUAUCAGUUGCGCUUAGGAGAUGAAAAGUUACAGGCUCCAAUGGCACUAUUUUAUCCAGCAACUUUUGGAAUUGUGGGUCAGAAAAUGAUAGUUUUGCAGCACAGGUCUCAAGGUGAUCCUGAGGACCCCCAUGAUGAACAUUAUCUCUUAGCUACACAAAGUAAGCAAGAGCAGUCUGCAAAAGCAACAGCUGACCGAAAAUCCAUGACCAAGUUGGGUGGAUUUGAUGGAGAUCUCCGAGGCCAAUCUGCAAGUGUUGCUGAAAAUGUUUAUCCUUCAGAAGUGGACUUAGGCAGUUCUCAUAGUGACUGCAUUAUUGGUGGAAAUGAAUCUGAAGAAAUGCUAACAACUCACAUGUCCCGAAAAACUGCUGUAUCUCAAUUUGAAGGGAAAGCUUUAGGCCUUGACAAAGCAAUUCUGCACAGUAUUGACUGCUGUGCAUCAGAUGAUACCAAAAAGAAAAUGUACAGUUCAAUCCUUGUAGUUGGAGGUGGCUUGAUGUUCCACAAAGCUCAAGAAUUUCUUCAACACAGAAUUCUCAACAAAAUGCCUCCUUCUUUCAGAAGAGUUGUUGAAAAUGUAGAAGUCAUUACAAGACCAAAGGAUAUGGAUCCACGUUUGAUUGCUUGGAAAGGUGGUGCUGUUCUAGCCUGCCUAGAUACAACACAGGAGCUCUGGAUUUAUCAACAAGAAUGGCAGCGCUUUGGUGUCCGUAUGUUACGUGAAAGAGCUGCAUUUGUGUGGUGAUCCAGUAUUAUUUAGAAAUAGUAUGUUUCCCUGAUCCCUAGUUUUGUGUUUUAAAUAAAUUAAACAGAUUAAA
Messenger RNA from Crotalus tigris (Tiger rattlesnake), 2178 nucleotides. RefSeq names its product actin related protein 8 (gene ACTR8). Gene Ontology annotation, biological process: regulation of DNA-templated transcription; double-strand break repair. Gene Ontology annotation, cellular component: Ino80 complex. The coding region runs from base 210 to 2105 and encodes 631 amino acids. NCBI's taxonomy places the organism in Eukaryota, Metazoa, Chordata, Lepidosauria, Squamata, Viperidae. The record is from RefSeq and is a predicted model, not a curated record. The transcript has 13 exons.